CAGUUGUUUGAAAUAAUGUUAAAUCUUGCAAAUCAGCGGUUGUGAACGCCAGCUGUCUCCUAGCUUAAAUCGACUGUUAAACUAGGUCACAUCGGUGUGCUAGCUCACGUAAAUUUAGUUAGCAGAAUUUCAGCAAUAAUAAUAAUUUAGCACUAGAUAACGGUAGUGAUUUACGGACAACUAUUCCGGCUGUAUUAAUUGGAGCAGGGGAUCUACUGGCUGCCAGCAUGUCAAGCAAACGGGCCAAGGGAAAGAACACCAAGAAGCGUCCCCAACGCGCUACCUCCAAUGUGUUUGCUAUGUUCGACCAGUCUCAAAUCCAGGAGUUCAAGGAGGCUUUUAACAUGAUAGACCAGAACAGGGAUGGUUUCAUUGACAAGGAAGACCUGCAUGACAUGUUGGCCUCAUUAGGUAAAAAUCCCACGGAUGACUACUUGGAAGCGAUGAUGAAUGAAGCCCCCGGUCCAAUCAACUUCACUAUGUUUUUAACCAUGUUUGGAGAGAAGCUGAACGGCACUGACCCGGAGGAUGUGAUUCGGAAUGCCUUUGCUUGUUUUGAUGAGGAGGGAACGGGUCUGAUCCAAGAGGAGUUCCUCCGCGAGCUCCUCACCACUAUGGGCGACAGGUUCACAGACGAGGAAGUGGACGAGCUCUUCCGUGAGGCCCCCAUUGACAAGAAAGGCAACUUUAACUACGUGGCGUUCACGCGCAUCCUAAAGCACGGUGCCAAGGACAAGGACGAUUAGAGGUGCGCUUUGAGCUUCAUUCUUAAUUCUGUCAUGACUGGAAGGUUCUCGUUUAGCUUCCGUUGCUCUUCCUCAUCUUGAAGCUCAUUUGCACAUGUGUAGAACAUCACUAAGGAUCUGUAUAAACUUGAAUAUUGAAUAUGUCUAAUAAUAAAAAUGGCACUUCUGGGAAAUGUGCUUGAAGUCAACAUGGAUAAAAAAAAUUGAAGCUGCUGUUUUGUCGGUAUUUUUAAUAAAAUGCAUGCAUGCUAUUGACAUGUGACCAUCUGUUCUGCAAACGGGAGCUAAUUAGCAAAUGGCUCUGCAGCAUAAUGGAUAGGACACUGGAUAAGUACACAGGAAAGUGAUUCAAAGGUUCAUGAUUUCAAGUCCCGAAUUUUGUGUCACGUAAUGGAAUCUACAAAGGCUAAUCCUAAUACACCUGCAGACCUAAAAGAAACCUAAUGUGUAAUCCCCCCCCACCAACGGGGCGCGACGGGGAAAAUGCAGGCGGACAAGCAUCAGUCUUAAUGCUGUAACAACCUUUCAUCACAUGACUAUAUCAAUAAAUACACGAGGAUGAGCUUUCUGUACACAGCAGCUGCUCACAGAGCAACACAUUAACACAUUUUAAUCCACCAGAGCCAGAUUUUUAGACUGGAUCUUUGUCAAGUGGUCUGAUAUGCACGCCUCCAUCUUGUCGCACUGUGCCAGGAAGUCCUGCAAACAGCAUUUCAUCAUGUGUUUUUCCUGUUGGGGAUGGGGAUGGGGGGGUGCCGCACAAGGGAACAAAAAAAUAAAAACUAACCUGCACCGUCUUUACCAGGCCCUUUUUCUUCAUUCU
This is a messenger RNA of Doryrhamphus excisus (bluestripe pipefish), 1569 nucleotides long. The record is from RefSeq and is a predicted model, not a curated record. Lineage: Eukaryota; Metazoa; Chordata; Actinopteri; Syngnathiformes; Syngnathidae.